Molecule: messenger RNA, 1055 nt
Organism: Penaeus monodon (black tiger shrimp)
Lineage: Eukaryota; Metazoa; Arthropoda; Malacostraca; Decapoda; Penaeidae
Product: coiled-coil domain-containing protein 8 homolog
Exons: 5
Coding region: 58-855 (265 amino acids)
Source: RefSeq, a predicted model, not a curated record
CGAGGGUUCAUCCUAGCAACAACACCGCUUCUCUAGUUCUUCCUCGUCCUCUCCAGCAUGCAUCGUGCAGGCAGGUCGUUCAAAGUGCAGCCCGCGAGGGUAGCAGCCGUGCUGGGUGUCAACGGGCGCCCCCACGCCCCGCCCGCGCCCGUGCACGCCACCGCGCCUGCGUCCGCGGCCCAGGCGACCGGGAACCAUCUGUGCCUCGCUUCCCCUGGCGCCAACUUCACGCAGGAACGCCUGAUCCACGGGAGCGCGCCGGCGAGAGCGGAGGACCAUCUGGAGUCCGCGGGAGUGGCGGCUCCCGAGGUUGCCGUCCCCCCCAUCCCCCCGCUCGCGCCCGAGUCGGAAGGUCCUGCACUUGAUAAUUUGAAGGAGGCCGUGAUAGCAGCGGAAAUAAAGUUUGCCUCAGUUGAUGCCGCAGCCGCUGAGGUAGAAGCAGCACCGGUAACAGAAGUUGAGGCAGCAUUGACAGAAGCAGCGCCGGUCUCAGCUGCAGCAGAGGUGGCAGCAACAGUGCCAGUAGCAGAAAUAAUAACAGAAGCUAAAGUAUCAGACACAAUAGUAGAAACAGCACCAGUAGAAUCUGCAGCAGCAGCAGAAGCAGAGGCAGCACCAACAGCAGAAGCAGAGGCAGCACCAGUAGCAGAAGCAGAGGCAGCACCAGCAGCUGAAACAGAGGCAGCACCAGCAGCUGAAGCAGAGGUAAGUGCGAAGCCAUUAGCUGAUGUAGAGGCUGCAGUAGAAACAGAAGCAGAAGCACAGUCCCCAGCAGAAGCAGCAGAAGAGCCCGCUAAGGAAGCAGAAGCCCCAAAACCUUCCUUCUUCCAGAGAAUCAAGAGGUUCUUCUGGUAGUCAGCCGGCCAGAAGCUUCACCGCGUAGGAAUCCUGAAAUGCUGCAUUAGCUGGGUUUUGAUUACUAUUUACAGAAGAUUAUGAAUAUAAAGUGCUAGAUUUUGAAUGUUGUAGUUAUUUUAGUUGUGGAAUAGUUUUUUCGCUGUUGUUUUGCUGUGAUAAUGCUAUAAGUAAAUAAAAUGGUUACGUGUAUAUGUGUA